Messenger RNA from Bolinopsis microptera, 1561 nucleotides. RefSeq names its product zinc carboxypeptidase-like. NCBI's taxonomy places the organism in Eukaryota, Metazoa, Ctenophora, Tentaculata, Lobata, Bolinopsidae. The coding region runs from base 295 to 1512 and encodes 405 amino acids. Gene Ontology annotation, molecular function: metallocarboxypeptidase activity; zinc ion binding. The record is from RefSeq and is a predicted model, not a curated record. The transcript is spliced from 12 exons. Gene Ontology annotation, biological process: proteolysis.
CAGUGGCUGUCAGUACAGUGGCUAUCACUCCCUGAUUCCUUAGUUUCAGAUAUUAACCCCAUCAUGCUCACUGACACCGAUUACUAAGGAGUUACACUGGCCCAACAUGAUUUGAAUAGUAUACUAGUUAUUACUACAACAAUAGUAGUAUAACGUGAUCAUAUGUUAAAUGUUAAUUCAUUCCUGUUAUUGAUGUAUUGAUAUAUUACUAGUGCUCCAGUAGCAGGGAGGGGUUGAGUUACUAGUCUCCUCCGUAGUGCGUCAAUCUGCCUUCUCUUGGUUUCAGAACCCACUAUGUUACCCCUCCGACUCCUCCUUUUCGUCUUCCUUUCAAUUGCUAGAUUGGAACCGCUGUCCAUGGAGGAGAAGUUAAAAGUUUCCACCUCUAAAUAUACCGAUAUAAUUCACAACAGAGAGAAGAGAUGGAAGUCAGAUAAUGGAACGUACAAAAUAGAGAAUGACGAGGACUUGUUUAACCAGUUCACAACGGAACAGUUUACCUGGAUCGACAAUGUGUUUACUAAUAAAGAUCCCUCCUACUAUAACUACACUGGCUACAACUCUUUCGAGCCUAUAAGAAGUGAGCUGUACAGAUUAGCUGAUAAGUACGAUUACGUUGACGUGGAGGUGUAUGGAAUAACGCACGAGAAGAGGGAACUGAUCGCACUUCAUAUCAACAAGGGAGAUAAAGAUGAUGUAGUGGUCCUGAACAGUCUCAUUCACGCCAGGGAGUGGGUAGUCGGUUGCGUCACCAUGAACAUUAUUCACCGGUUGCUGGAGUACGACACAGUCGGGGCUAAACUCCUACUCAACAACUUCCACUUCGUUAUUAUUCCUGUGGUGAACCCUGACGGUUACGAGUACACACACACAAAGAACAGAAUGUGGAGAAAGAACAGAGAACCAACAUUAAUGCCCGGUUGUUUUGGAGUGGACAUUAACAGGAACUUUAUGUAUGGCUAUAAACCAUUUGUAGUUGGGAUCGGUAAUAAUAACAAUGGGCCUUGCAGCGAACAGUUCCCCGGAACUAAAGCUCUCUCUACCAAAGAGAGUUUGGCUCUGAAUCUACUGUUGUUCAAGAACCGCCACAAUAUGCGUUACUACAUAGACUACCACACAUACGGUAACAUGUGGACUAACGCUUACGGGGCCACUAGCUGGCUCCCUAAAAAUGAGAAACAGUUGAAACGAUACAGAGAAAACGUGGAGCGCAGUUUUAUGAAUUCGUUAGGAGUAAAGUGGAAAACAGGAGGAGUACACGAGGUUAUAUACGAGUGUAAUGGAAUUCUGGUUGAUCACGCGCAUUACUACAUCACACCUAUAGCUUUCACUGUUGAGGUGGGAUCUACUCACGAUGAGUUCACAGUACCUGACACCCGGUUAGACACCUACAUUAUCUCACAGUGGUUAGCUCUCGUCUCCCAGCUCGAGCUUCUCCACUCGGAGAUACAGUCAGGACAGUACAUGGAGGACAGAACGAGGAACUGGAGACGGACUAGCAUGAUGAAAUGAACUUUACAAGAAGGAGCAUACACUGGGGAACAAUAGCGUUAUAUUAAGU